Messenger RNA from Leptopilina boulardi, 2134 nucleotides. Its product is annotated as transmembrane protease serine 9-like. The record is from RefSeq and is a predicted model, not a curated record. The transcript has 12 exons. NCBI's taxonomy places the organism in Eukaryota, Metazoa, Arthropoda, Insecta, Hymenoptera, Figitidae. Gene Ontology annotation, biological process: proteolysis. The coding region runs from base 113 to 2119 and encodes 668 amino acids. Gene Ontology annotation, molecular function: serine-type endopeptidase activity.
CUCAUAUUAGAAUUUCUCUAUUCGAUCAAUCAUUGAUAUAAAAGAUAAGUAUUUUUUCUAAUUGAAAUAUAUAAAAUCAAAUCAAAUGGGCACGCAAUAAACAGUAAUUAAAAUGUUGCUGCACAUUAUUCUUGCCUUUCUGGUCAUUGAAACAUACGGAAAAUCAUAUUGGAUUCAACCACAAUUUCCUGAUCAUCGAAUUGUAGGAGGGCAAAGAAUUGAUAUUCGUUCACAUCCUCAUCAACUCUCACUACAAUCAUAUUUGCGUCAUAUUUGCGGUGCUUCAAUUAUAAGUGAAAAUUGGGUUAUUACCGCAGGACACUGUGUUGGCGGCAGUCCAGCCUCUUAUAAAUUACGUGCUGGUAAUAGUAAUAAUCACAAUGGAAUAAUAUACAAUGUAACAAGGAUAAUUCGUCAUCCGUUAUUCAAUAGAAUUCAAAUUGAUUAUGACGUUGCUGUUAUACAGAUUACAGAAAAAUUCAUAUUUAGUGAGACAAUUCAACCUAUUAGGCUGGCUGAUAAACAGCUUUUAUCAGGGCAAAUAGUAAACAUAACUGGUUGGGGAAAUACUGAGAAUGGUCCAAAUGAUGGAUAUCUUCGACAAGUUUCAGUGCCAAUUAUUGAACGUAAAUUAUGUGAAUCGGCAUAUAAGGAUAUAAAUCCAAUUACUCCAAGAAUGAUUUGUGCUGGAAGAUUAUUAGAAGGAGGAAAAGAUUCAUGUCAGGGAGAUUCAGGUGGUCCUCUUACAGCUAAUGGUACUCUCUAUGGAAUUGUAUCUUGGGGUUUAGGUUGUGCACAACCUCGUUUUCCAGGUGUUUAUAGUAAUGUUGCUGAACUACGUUCAUGGAUUAAGAAUACUACAGGCAUUGACGGACUUAAGACUCUACAGGAUCUUCUCAGUGAAGCGAAAAUAAAAAACGCCCCAGCUGAUAAAGAAGAUAGUAACCUUGGUGGUCCUAUAGGCUAUGCAGAGGUGAACCGAGAGGAGCGUAACCAUGAGAAGCAGCUUCGGCGCGCAGUCAUAGAGGCGCAGAAACGAAUAAAAAGCUCUGGCAGUCCAGAGAGGACUGACGCCGAGGCGAAGAAGAAAAAGCAAGAGAAGGCACCCCUUGUUAGAAAUAUUGUGAAGGUGUCAGUAGCACCGAAUCCUAAACAAACAAGUAAGAAGAAAGCGAUAAGUGGAUCUACAAUGGUCGUAGGUGCAAGGCCAACAAGAAAGGAAGAUCUCCUGAUCAAAAUCGGAGGAGACUCCAAUAAGGAUGCAUUCACCGCUAAAGUCACCCAAGCAGUUGGAAGCAUGAAGAAGGUGCAGAAUGUGGAACGACAGGAAGAUAUUUUUCUAAAUGAUGAUGAUGUUAUUUUAAGUGAUGAUAGUAGAACAGAGGGUGGUUGGAUAGAUAAUGACGAAUUUGAUUAUUCGAGGGCAAUGGAUGAUGACAGAAUUGUUGGAGGUCACAUCACGUUUAUACAAGAACAUCCUCAUCAGGUGUCUCUUAGAUAUAAAGGAAGACAUAUAUGUGGAGGAUCUAUUAUUAGUGAAGAAUGGAUAAUAACUGCCGCUCACUGUGUUUCAAGAGCAUUUGCUGAGGAUAUUACAAUAAAAGUUGGAUCCUCAACAAUAAAGGGAGUAGGAGAUGUAAUGCAAGUUAGUGAAAUAAUUGUUCAUGAAAAUUAUGGCUCAAGCGAUUACGAUGUUGCUGUAAUGAAGCUAGAGGAACCAUUGCAUUUUAGAGAAGGAAUUGGAUCUAUUGGAUUGCCUUCGACAUCAGAGAAUUAUUACAGUGGUACGAAGGCAACUGUUACUGGAUGGGGCACACUUAGUAGUUCAGGAUCAUUAAGUAAUCAUUUGAGAGAAGUUAUUGUACCAUUAGUUCCUAGUUCAAAAUGUGCUCAACUUUAUGGUAGAGAAACAAUAACACGUCGAAUGAUAUGUGCUGGUUAUAUUCGAAGUGGAGGAAAAGAUGCUUGCCAGGGUGAUAGUGGAGGACCAUUGGUGCAAGAUGGCAAAUUAAUAGGAAUAGUUUCAUGGGGAUAUGGUUGUGCAAGACCAAUGUAUCCUGGAGUUUAUACACGUGUGACUGCAGUCCGAUCGUGGAUCAGCGAAAAAACUGAUCUUUAAAAACUCCUAUAAGUU